Limulus polyphemus (Atlantic horseshoe crab) is the source of this 601-nucleotide messenger RNA. RefSeq lists its product as uncharacterized. The record is from RefSeq and is a predicted model, not a curated record. Bases 100 to 522 code for a protein of 140 amino acids. Lineage: Eukaryota; Metazoa; Arthropoda; Merostomata; Xiphosura; Limulidae. The transcript has 4 exons.
UGCAGAACGCGUAUAUUUCAAGAAGUUUAAUUUCUUAUUAACGGAGACAUUGUCUGCUACUCUAUCAGUAGAAAAGUGUUUAAAGUGGAGCUGUAAUCAAUGAUGAUGACCAUUAUUGUGACUGGUGUGUUACUUUUCGUCGUCCUGAACGGGACCGUAACAGCUAACGUCAUUUUGCGAGAUGCAGAAUCUUACCCAGCAUUCCUAUCUGGCGAUGUAGCGAAUAGAGUACCUCCUCCUGAAAACAAACUGUUGUGUUUAAUCAUGGGCGUAAACCCCUACUUCUGCCAAAAUGAAGAAGAAACCUUUAAUGAAGACUUUGCAGAAAACGUGUACAGAACCGGCGGACUACAUAACAUCGUGGAAGAAUCCAUGGGCAGGAAAACCUUUACAUCUUGUCGAGGGCUGGCUUGCAAGCUUCAACUUCAAGCAGAAAAUCCAGAAAUUGUGAAACAGUCAGUAGACUUUGGUAAAAGACAGUUUCGUCCGGAAGAUGCCGCUGCAUUUUACAGUGGGUGGUAAAACUGUUGCCGUAUAGAAGACUUAUAUGAAACUAACCAAAGUAUAUACAUUUAAAAUACAUGUUUGUAUAAUUUGUCAA